ACAACUCAUUUUGAAAAAUUUUAGUAUCCAACUCUGUGGGACAGAACAGUAAAACAUGUAUUGGACAGAUAAGUUGUGCAUCAAGAUGCUGUUCAUUUACUAAAAAAUCUGUUGUUUUGUGAUAUACUGCUAAACCUUAAAUCUCCAGUUGACACCUGAUGGAGGAAACUCAAGCUGUAACAAUGCUUCAAAGACCAAAUAUAAAACCAUUGCAACUAAAUCGUUUAUCUAAUGGCCAUUUAAAUGAUAACGGAGGUCAUACUUUUAACAACAAAGACCAGAAUCACAACGCAAACACACUGAAAACAAAUCGUGUCCUAAACAUUGACAUGGCUGAAUGCUCAGUCAGACCAAACUGUAAAAAUUACAGUAACAGCAACAACAGAAACAAAAACAGAACGCUCAGGCGUUCAAGAAGAACACAGCCAGCUGAUGAAGAAAGUCCAUCUAAAAUACAGCCGAAAGAACAGAAUGAAACCGAAAGUGAAGAAUCGAAGUCAAUCGGGAAUGUUAAGAGUGAGGGAAAUGAAAACAUGAACCGUGUACAACGGGAAAGCAUAGGUUGCAAAGAUGUUGUUAUUCUCAACUCAGAGGAAGAUACUGAAGCUGUUUUUGAACUUCGUAAACAGUUGCUGGAUCUUGACAUUCCAGAGCUGACGGUUGACAUUUUUGAUAAUAUUCAUCUUGGAAAAAAUGAAAUGGAGAGCAUAAGGUUGGUAAGUCAAGAAUAUACAACGGCCUUAGUGUAUGAAACACACAAUUUUUGCCAAAAUGAAAUCAGAUGUCAUCAAGCUGAUAUUCUAUAUACAUAUGCUUUGAAAACAAAUAUAAAAGUUAUACCUGUUUGGGCAGAAAACUCGUUGCCUCGCUUUACUGGCAUUAAAGGAAUACAAUUAGGGAAGAAGAUGUCAGUAUUUUCUGAUCAAGUAAAAGGUCUGGUCAUGGCUGGGAGGAAGCAGUUAGUGUUUUAGAGACCUGAAAAAUUAGAACUUAUUUUUUCAACUUAAAAACAAUCUAGAUUCUAGUUACUAAUUUAGCAAAGAAUAUUUAAUGUGUAUUGUUGAAAAUGUUUUCUUCUGCGGAAACUCCCCUAUACAUCAAAAAAAAAAAAAAAAAAAAAAAUGGGGAAGGGAAUAACGAGUAAGUAGGGGGAAAGAAAAUUACAAGAAAGUAUGGACGCUGCAUGAAUGAUUUUAAUCAUGAAGAUAUUGCUUAGUUAAUUUAAAUUCAAUAUAUUGAAAAAGCUUUCACAUGUAAUGGGGAAAGUAACUGCUAUUUUAUGAAAAACAAAACUAUCUUAUACAUUGACAUUUCAUUUACCAGAAAUGUGACGUGUAGACGUGUUUUUCUUCCAUGAAACAUGUUUCUAAAUAUAAUAUGCAUAUUUCAUAUUUAAUCAGUAGGCAAUGUUUUCACUUUCAAUUACUAAAUAUCGAGGAAUAUAUUUCUUGCAAUAAAUUUCAUCUGUCUAUCAACAUAAAAGUCUGCUGAAUUUGUGAUUUUGCGGAAUGCGAUCCUUAUUGAAUUCGUGGAAUGCAAUCUUAUUCUAUUGAAUUCGCGGAAUGGGAUUCUUAUUCUGUUGAAUUCGCGGAAUGUGAUCCUUAUUCUAUUGAAUUCGCGGAAUGCGCUCCUUAUUCUAUUGAAUUCGCGUAAUGCGAUCCUUUUUCUAUUGAAUUCGCGGAAUGCGAUCCUUAUUCUAUUGAAUUCGCGGAAUGUGAUCCUUUUUCUAUCGUACUCGCGUUAUCCUUAUUUAAUCUACAUACAAAUGCUUAAUGUACAGCAGGGACAUGUUGUUUAAAAGGCUCUCAUUUAAACUUGAAAGCUGAAAUUAAAAUAUUGGAUCUUUUUAAGGACUGACAAGUAAAUAUUCUAGCAAAGCAAGUUCAGUCUAUUAUAUUUCUCCUAAAUUUAAAUAAAUGCUUAUAAUCCUUACCACCACUGAUAUUGAUAACUCCGGGUCAUAGAAUAAAUUUCUAUUGUCACAUCAUCAAACAAGUAGGAAAAUGAUAUAAAAUGCUUUCCUUUCUCCUCAUAUUUUCAACUAAAAGAUUAUUUUCUUUUUUUAAGUAUUGCAAAACAGUUUAAAAAACAUUUAUGCAGUGUAUGGGGGAUGGGGUGGGGAACAUCUGGUUCUUGUAUCCCGAAGCGUGCUCGUCGCGAACCAGGCAUUUGGAAGAACAAGAAGUUGUCUCCCUUGAGACUUCACUUGUUUUUUCUUGACUAAUAUCGGGAACAAUUCUUGCGGCAUAAUCUGUUCUGCAAUCAUGUUUCUUUUUUGUCGUCUCGUUGCGUAUAAAUUAACAAUAUACAUAAUGUAUAUGCUUUUAAGGAGAGGAUUUUUGUCUGUUCAGAAAUAUGAAUUAGCUACAGUCUGUCAAACUGACAACAAAAUUUACAUCAAUUUGUACAGCUGCUUGGAGAACGACAAUUGAUGUUUUUCUUCGAUUCUCUUGCUUUGGAUCUCUGCUAUUAAACGUUUUGACUAUUUUGACACUUGAUACAUACAUUUUUAUGUAUAUCCUUACAUUCACUAGCACAUAUUUUUUUCCGUGUAUUUUUUAUGAUUUAUUAGUUUGUUUAUAACUUAUGUGGUGUAAAUCGAUAUAUAUGUUGUCGCAUUAUGUGUACCGUAAGCUUUUCUAAUGUGUAUCUUGCAUAUUUUGCGAACACGCUGAAAAAUUAUAGCUCAAAAAUAUUUGCACAGCUUUGGAUCUGCGAAAAAAUAAAAGAAAUACCAAUUAUUUUAUAUCUAAUAAUUGUUAUGGUUAUUCAGCAGCUUUUGUCUCUAAUACAAGUUUAUUUUUGUUAAUAAUUAAAAUGUUUGCAUUAUCUUGUAAAAUCUAAUUUAACACGCUAACAAUGCUAUACUUAUCAUUAUAUUGUGAAAGGUUGGUUGAUGCCUCAAUGUAAUUACUGCUAACAGAAUAAUUUUACAUUAAUUUACAUUUUUAUUUGUCCAAUUGUGCUGAAUGUUAUGUACGUAAAAGAAUCUCAUGUUGAACUUCAGAAGAUGUGUUCAGUCGAUAUCUAGCAUUUUUAUAUUUCAGUAUUUAUUUUUACAUAUAUUUGUAUGGUUUAUUUUACACUUGUUAUGUUUUAUUUAUAAAUCAAUUUUGCAAACUGUUAAGGUAGUGGACCCGCAAUGACAAUCGGCAAUUUUCGUUCGUUUACGUAUUCUCCAGUGAAAGUUCGGCAUUCUGCGGUUCUAAUGAAAAUGAUUUUGUAACAUGAUGUAGGAAUGCAAAAAAUGCAUUACGAUGAUAUACGGAAAUUGCCGAUUGUCACUACAGAUCAGUUACCUUAAAUAAAACAAUUUUGUAAAACAUGAUAACACUUAUAUGACAGAUUUUCGUAUGAUGUACAGGUUUGAAUGUCUUAUACCAUACACAGAUUUAUCCUACCCUCAUACUAGAUAUAGAACAAAUUCGAUCUGCCUGAUAAACUUUGCUUUACCUGGUCAGUGUCAAGAUAUCACUUUAACGAGAACUUUUUAAAUCACAUAUGUCAUCAAAACUUGCAUUGAAACCGUCACCACUGUAUUGGAAAUGUAUGAACUUCGAAAAUGAGUGGUCAAAUCAUAAGUUUUUAUCCAGAGACAAAAAAGUUAUUGUUAUUUUUCACUUUUACAACACUUAAGCUGGAAAUUUUGAAAACACCCUUUUUCUGAAUUUUUCAUUGAAACCAUUUAAAUUGUAUUGAUAAUGUUCUAAGAAAAUAAGUAGUAAUUUAUCCAGAAACAAAAAACUUUUUGCAUUUUUUCAGCUUUAUCCACAAAUUUAAUUGCACUUGCAAACGUUAUACAAGACGUCAGUCUGCACUCUGAACAGUUCUUUUCAACACCUUUUUUCCCAAUUUUCUGAGCAGGUAGGAUAAAAAGAAUAUUAGAUUACUGUCUGAAAAAUCUAAAUUUAUUAGGCUCGUCUACGAAAACAUAUAAGGCUCGACAGAGCCUCGCCUAAUAUAUUUUCUUCAACACGCUUAAUAAAUUUGAAUUUAUCAGACAAUUACAUUAUAUUCUCUAUUUUCAAAUGAAUAACACAUGUUAUGUUUUAUUUCAAAUUUUGACCUAGUUACAAAGUUUUUAUGAAUUCGUUCACUUCAUGUAUAACCUUAAAUGCAACGCAAUAUUAGUUGUUUGCUGAUGUUGUUACAAACUCAAUACACAGUCUAUUUGUAUUACUGUUUAUUCUUUUUCAUAAUUGUUGUUUAUAUACUUUGAUAGCAAAUGCAAUAUUUAAAAUGUUAUAAACUCAAGUUGUUUUGGAAAAUAAAAUAUUAAACUGUUA
This is a messenger RNA of Mercenaria mercenaria, 4286 nucleotides long. RefSeq lists its product as uncharacterized. The transcript has 4 exons. NCBI's taxonomy places the organism in Eukaryota, Metazoa, Mollusca, Bivalvia, Venerida, Veneridae. The coding region runs from base 159 to 971 and encodes 270 amino acids. The record is from RefSeq and is a predicted model, not a curated record.